ACCGUUUAAUUUUUAACACAAUUUCUAAAAAUUAAUGAUCAGAAAAGUAUAUUUUAAUAAAAGUAGAGUUGAGACAAAUAAUUUUUUAGAUCUCUAGAAUCUUGGGGAGGGGGGAGGCUAAGACCGCUAUUAGUCAAAUCUUAUCUUUGAAACCAUUUCAACUAUUUCAAGUACUGUCUUAAGAUAUCAUCAACCAAUCACAACCAAUAUCUUAAGACAUUGUUUUCAAUCAGAGCUGGGCAGCAAUCGUGUAACUUUUUCCUUAGGGCGGAAACGUGAAAAGUUUCAUGUAACUAUCUCUUUCUAUUAGUGUUGAAUAGAAAGAGACAGUAACUUGAAACUUUUGACUUUUCAUGUUUCCACUCUAGGGGAAAAAUUACACGAUCGAUAGCCUGGGCAGCGAUCAUGUAAUUUUUUCUUUAAGGCGAAAACGUGAAAAGUGAAAAGUUUCAUGUAACUAUCUCUUUCUAUUGGUGUUGAAUAGAAAGAGACAGUAACUUGAAAUUUUUCACUUUUCACGUUUCCGCCCUAGAGGAAAAAUUACAUGAUCGAUACUCUGAGUUAACCCGUUUCAGGUUCUUUUCUUUUAGGGACAGAAUUAGACCGAUCUUAUUCAAGAUCCAUCUUAAGUACGAUCUUGAGAUGUUAAUACUUUUAUUUCGGUUAAAGCCUUCGGCACACAAUACAAUUUUUCAUGCUAGAUCGCAUACGAAGCAUCUUAAUACGUGUCCUGAUUGGCUCAAAUGAUUAUGUCACCAAUCAUAAGUCAAUGAGGAGCAUAAAAAAAUCGUAUCGUGUGCCGAAGGCUUUCUUAAGUCUGCUCGUGGCUAGACUUUAGUUUCUUGAACUAGUUAAACUUAAGAUCGGUCUAUGAAUUCCGUCCUAGAACUAGCCAAUCAUAGUUAUUCCAUUCUUCAGAGGAAUAAUUGUGAUUGGCCUUAUAAUUGGUCAUUAAUCGCUCCCGGAGCAAUUAACCCAGACUGAUUGGAAAUGCUAAUAGUCUUGAAAUAAAAUUUGACUAUGAAUACCGGUCUAAAUACUGGCGGAUGAGCUUUCGUUUAGGUUACUCGAAUGACAGAACUUGGCACGACCAAUCAGGACAAAUCAGCCUGCCAAUUCGUCCAAGUGUACCAUUCGAAUGGAGGAUUAUAAGCGGAGUAAUUUCUUUCCAAAGUUAUCCUCAAAUCGCGUGCAUGUGAGAUUGGAACAUUACGUUCUCCUAAUAAUUUUGAUAGUUUUUCGACGUGCAACUUUAAUCGUGAUACGUUUAAGCCAGAAAUUUUGAAACCGGAAGUGAAAGCUUCUAACGUUAUUCUUAAAUAAUUAUCAGACCUAUUAAUGUCGCAUCUUUAUAUUAUAAAAAUUAAAUUAUUUUUGUAAUGCAAGUUGCAAGAGUUAAUUUUUUUGUAUUUUAAAUUAGAGAGUAUUAAAUCAUCCGACUCAUCUUUCCAUUGUUUUACUAACUGGGGACUUAUCUUUAUAAAUGCUGAUAACAUCAGUAGAGGAAUGGAUUUCCCCUGACAAGUUCAGUUCCGGAGCGCAGAGUGAGCAGAAAUUCUUCUUUGUUCUUCUUGGCAUUUGGUGCCACGUACCACGGGAUCUCUACAUCAUUUUUCUCUUUUUACUUUAAUUGUGAUUUCUUCAAUGUUUCAAGUAAAUGUGUGAAAAUAAUAAGAUACAGUGAAAAAUAGUGGAGCAGAAUAUUUAAAUUUUGCUCCAAUAAAUAAUGUUGUGACUUUGAAUAGUGCAGAAAUUAUAUCAGACAACCUUAUACCAUUGUUUUGAUAACGACAAGAGAACAUUUUAAAAAAAUCGUCGGGUACAGUACGAAUUGCAGGAUGGCUAAUAAUAAGUCAAACAUUAGCUUGUUACAAGAAGUAUUAAUUAAGAAAGGAUAUGUUCCUAUUUACCAUUUUAUGGAGAAAAACAUUGAUAUGAUCAGCAAACAAUUUGUAUGUGUUGUGUCUUGUAAAACAUUCAAAGCAACUGGUACAGGGAAUUCCAAAAAGCAAGCCAAACAUGAUGCUGCAAAGAACAUGCUGUCACUAUUGGUCGAAAAAAAUGAAAUUUCAUUACCGGUUGAUAUUUCAUCAUCGUCUUCAGUUACAAACGUAGCGCAAAAUCCUGUGCAAAGUCUUGCAAAACUACAAGAGAUGUUUUCAUCGCAUCAACAAAUUCCUGCGCAAAGUUCUGCAAAAGUCUAUGAGAUGUCUUCAUCACAUCAACAAAUUCCUACACAAAAUUCUACAAAAGUCUACGAGAUGUCUUCAUCGCAUCAACAAUCGGCCACUGGCUGUAAUUAUGUUGGAAUGUUGCAAGUAAAUGUCGAAUUCUGUCAACAGGGACAAAUAAAUGUGAAAGAUAUUAUUUACAAUGUUGUUUAUGAGGGAGGACUACCUCACAUGAAGACAUUCACGAUAGAAGUUAGUUUGGGAUCACUACGGGAGAGAGGUAUGGCAUCGUGCAAGAAGUCUGCUAAACAAGAAGCCGCAAGAAAGUUGCUGAUGCAUUUGAAACAAAAACUGGCUAAUUCAAACGUAGAUCAGAAUGCAACUGAGCAUUCAAGUGGAGCUACUUCAAAUACAGCUAAUUCAGAUCAUUUAAAUCCAGCAAAUACAACUAAUCUAAAUGUAGCUAGCUUAGAAAGAAUUCAAUCAAACAUAGCUAAUACAAACAUCCUAACAAAUAAUAUCAAGGUAAAUGAUAUUGACAAGGAAACACUUAAGAAUACAAUACGAGAUUUAGGUACAGAAAUAUUGGACAGUGUGACUAACAGGAAAGAAACUUGCGCGAUAGAAGAGUUAACAGAAAAGGCAAAGUCACUCUACAUUGAAAGUUUCAACAAGAGAUAUAAUAGGGGACUCGAUCAUAAUACCGAUCCCUCCGAGAUCAAUAGUUCUCAUACCCUAUUCGAAAGGAAUUAUUCCAUUAAGAUUCCAUACGAUACGAGAGAGAAAAUGCGGAUUGUACGGGAUAGCUGUGUCGACGCGAUGAAUCUGAUGCGCGAGAUCGGACGAGACCUUGAGAGUUUAUUAAAAGUCAAGCUACAACAAUUUCCUGUGUGCAAUACGGAAAAUAAAUUAAUGAAUAAUCACAUUAUGUGCGCACGCCUGCUGUCCAAUCCUUGUAUCACACAGAUAGGCAUAGGUAAAACUCGAGCAAUAGCGGAAUCUCGUGCCAUGUAUAACCUCAUAACGGCUAUUUUAAUACUACUAGAUGCUUGAAUUUCAUAAUUUUGAAUAUAUUUUUAUAUUAAUUA
Messenger RNA from Monomorium pharaonis (pharaoh ant), 3259 nucleotides. RefSeq lists its product as uncharacterized. Lineage: Eukaryota; Metazoa; Arthropoda; Insecta; Hymenoptera; Formicidae. Bases 1839 to 3224 code for a protein of 461 amino acids. The record is from RefSeq and is a predicted model, not a curated record. The transcript has 3 exons.